UGUAUUACCCACACCUGACUGGCAAGGCAAAAGCGGUCCACUUCAUGGAACGGUGGUUUGUUAAUUGAUGGAGAUUUGGCAUUUGGUCGAUACAACGAGUGAGUUGGAAUCUGUGAUAAAAAAAUUGAUUGAUUUGUACACUUUUGCGAGUACAGUGUAGAUAGAAUAUGGUGACAGAGUUGAAACGUUAACGAACUUUAAAUAAGGAAAGAAUUUCUUGAAUUGUUGAUCCCAUAAGAAAUACCACCUUUCAAAAUGGACGUGGAGAGAAAGAGGACAAUUUCUGUCAAAUUAUUCAACAAAAACAGAAUUGACUUGCAUAAGGAAAUUGGGAGUGGAAGUUUUGGUAAAGUUUUGAAAGGAACGCUGAAGGAUGCCAAGGUUCAGGUCGCGGUCAAAGUCUUUUAUCAAGAAUUCAUCGGAAUUUUGCCCAAUGUUGAUUCCAAAUUGAGAGAAACGGCGUACGAUGAAUUGUCAAAAGUUGCCGUGUUGGACCAUGAAAAUAUUGUGAAACUUUUAGGAAUGGUGGAUGAUGAUAUUCCAUGGCUGGUUUUCGAAUAUAUGAAGGAUGGAAAUUUAUUGGAGUACGUAAUGCGCAAGAAGGAUCAUGUAAAAGAGAGAACAUUGGUCCGAUUUUGCCGAGAUAUUUGUAAUGGAAUGGAAUUUCUCCAUAAACUCAGUUUUCUGCACAAAGACCUCGCAGCCAGAAAUAUCUUGUUGGAUGGGAAAGUCGCUAAAAUUGCGGAUCUAGGCCUCUGCAGUUUUUUGACAGAGGAUCACGACGGUGCUUAUGCGUUGGGAGGGAAGCUUUUCCCUUAUCGACACGCCGCAUCGGAAUGCAUAGUCGAAUGUAUCUUUACGGUCGAGUCUGACGUGUGGAGUUUCGGUGUUUUACUGUUCGAGAUUUUUACGCAGGGAGCGGUGCCAUACGGACCAGAAAACAAGCAACCGGAAGUGCGUAGAUUCAUCGCGGAUGGAAUGAACCCCUCAAAUUUUCAAGACCCCACCUGUUCCGAAGAAAUACGCGGAGUUAUGGAUCGGAUUUUUUCCCCACGGCGAGAAGAGAGACCCACUUUUAGUGAACUUUUCCAAGCCUUCGAAAGUCUGUUAAACAGUCGUGGCGUGAGAAUACCGCGACCACGUCGGGAUGCGUCGCCUUUUCGCCAUAAUCGCGUCCAAGAGUUGACCGGGUCAACGGACAUGUUGUCAUCCUCACCUCCAUCCUCGAACAAUAGUAGCUUCCCAUCUAAUCCUGACUUGACCAAUAUUCCUCAAUCUUCGAAUAGGAUCCACCACCAUCAUCAUCACCACGGUCACAGCAACGGUCACGCGAUAUCACAGCCUCAACAAAUCCACAAUAAUCAUCCCCACCAGCACCAAAAGUUGGGCGUCAGUCCGCCAAAUUUUUAUGGCGAGAGGCGCAACUCUGAAACCCCGGCACGCGCUCCACGACACGUUCUUACCGUCGAAUCCGCCGCAGAACGAGGCGGAGAACGGUCCAACUCACCCAGAAGAACGGCGUCAUUUCACAACAUUUCCUCCAAACAGGAAACUCAUCAACAAUUGGGACAACACGGACAAGUAGACCAACAUCAAAACCGACUUCUCAAGGAAUUUGGAGUUGUGCCCAAUCGCUUUGGUGGCAAUAAGAAGCAGUUCAUCCAAGAUUAGGGACACACAAAAAGACAUAAUUUCCCCAUUUUGACUACGAACCAAUAUUCAUUACCUCGUCAACUCGUCUUGUUACUCGUACGGCUUUAUCUGCAUUUAGUAUAAUUAUGGCGUUAACUUUGUCAAUAAAAUAUUAAGAUUUUCAAAAAAU
Molecule: messenger RNA, 1822 nt
Organism: Folsomia candida
Lineage: Eukaryota; Metazoa; Arthropoda; Collembola; Entomobryomorpha; Isotomidae
Product: receptor-type tyrosine-protein kinase FLT3
Exons: 6
Coding region: 256-1671 (471 amino acids)
Biological process (GO): cell surface receptor protein tyrosine kinase signaling pathway; positive regulation of kinase activity; protein phosphorylation
Cellular component (GO): signaling receptor complex
Molecular function (GO): transmembrane receptor protein tyrosine kinase activity; ATP binding
Source: RefSeq, a predicted model, not a curated record